GCGCCGAGCCGUCGCCGCCUCAGCAGCCUCAGCAGCCUCAGCAGCAGCAGCAGCAGCAGCAGCAGCAGCAGCAGCGGCCGUGCACGCCCGGGCUGAGGUCGUACAGCGCUAACGUGAGCGGCCGCCGCCCUCGCCGUCCCGCUCUCGCUUUCUCCACAGCCUCCCCUCGCCCCUUCCUCUCCCCCUUCCCGGCGCUCUCGGGGGGCUGGGAACGAGCUGCCAUGUGAUGCGCGUCCCCUCCGCGAGCUUUCGGUGACCCCCGAACCGCCCACCGCGCCGGCUGCCGGGAGGGGGCUGCGGGCUGGGAGGACGCGGGGAAGAGGAGGCGGAAAAGGACGCAAACUUCUCCGGCGAGAGCAGCUGCCUGCUUCAGAAAGUGAGGGCUCCAGGAAUGAGGAGAAUCAUCACAAGCUGCCUCGCAUUGUGGCAUGUCUGAUCCCUUGCUCCUGUCCCUGCAGCAUGAACAAGGUGGACACUCACUGACCUGUCACAAGGUUGCCCCACAGAGCUUUGGGGUUCAUGUCUGAAUGGAUUACCGGAGCCUUCUCAUCUCUCCCUUCGCCCAGUUCCCUGCAUCCUAAGACUCGAAGCCAGCACAGGACCUGGAAAAAUUACAUGUAAGUUUUGACUAAGGUUUAUUUUCCUUAACUAAAUAAUGAUAAAUAUUUUCUUAAGUGAUAGUAACAAAUAGCCCAAGCACACAUGAAUUACUUUUCUUUUAACAAAGGAGCUGUAGAGUUACCAUUGAGCAAAGGAGCAAAGGUUGGAAUCUGUAUAUUGGUGGUUCCUUAACUCAGUGGCUCUUAAAUUUCAGCUUGAAUCGGAAUCACCUGGAGGGCUUGUUAAAGUACAGCUUGCUGGGCCUCAUGCCCAGAUUUCUGAUUCAGUAGAUCUGGUGCAGGCUAGGAAUUUGCUUUUCUAACAAGUUUCCAAGUGAUGCUGAUGCAGCUGGACCCCAGUUUGAGAAUCACUGCUUUAACUCAUAUGCCUGAAAGGAUGAAAUGGUAGAAAACUGCAUAUACUUGAGUAAUAAAUAUCACUAAAUUAAGGAAUUUAAUGCUUUGCUUAAUACAUUGACUUGUGUCUCAGAAAAGAGUUUUAAGGUUCACUUAGCACCUUCACAUUUGGAAGUCCAGCCCAGUAGGUGCCAUUAUUCCAUGCCAGCUUUACUCCAGGGCUGCUAGUACCAGUCAUUCUUUGUCCCUGGUUUUCAAUAAGUGUGACUGAUAGUGCUAUUAUUAGGCUAAAACAACAGCUACAGCACUUUUGCAGGUGUGCUGAUCAUGCUUUUAGAUACACUAAGAAGAGAAAAUCUUUUUUCCCCUGGGUUGGGAACUAUGUUGUUCCCUUUCAGAGUGAGUCAUCAUAGCAUUAUCCCUCCCCUCACACACUUAAAUGUGACUUGAUUUACAAAACUUGUGGGGCAGAAAGACAAACAUCACAUGUUCUCACUUACUGGUAGGAUCUAAAAAUCAAAACAGUUGAACUCCUGGACAUAAAGAGUAGAAGGAUAGUUACCAUAGGCCAGGAAGGGUAGUGGGGGUUGGAGGCAGGGCAUGGAGGUGGGAUGGUUAAUAGUUACAAAAAAAAAAAAAAAACAGAAAGAGUGAAUAUGACCUACUAUUUGAUAAUACAAUGGAGUGACUAUAGUCAAUAACUAUAAAUAAUAAUUUUACAUUUUAAAAGAAAGAGUGUAAUGAGAUUGUUUGUAACUCAAAGGGUACAUGCUUGAAGGGAUGGAUACCUCAUUCUCCAUAAUGUGCUCAUUUCAUAUUUCUUGCCUCUAUCGAAGCAUCUCGUGUACCCCACAAAUAUAUACACCUACUUACUGUGUACCCACUGAAGUUAAAAAUAAAAAAGCAAAAUAUACGUGGGAAGGGAAGCAUACCUCCAAUGAAUAACCUAAGCCAGCAAGUCCAGGUUUUGUGAGAUUUUAAGUUCUCAAGACUGACAAACUUUGCAAAUCAUUAUGUCGUGGUUUUAGCUUUCAAACAGGCCCAUUGCCUAACUGCUAAGAACAAGAACAAUUUAUUCCAUGUUAAUCGAAAAAAGUAGAAGAGUUUGAGUAAACAAAUGCACACUUGGACACAUGUCAGCCUACAUACCAACGUACCUGUGUGCCUGUGAAAGAUAUAUGCAUUGUAUAUUUCUGAGCUUUGAUUGUAGGAAUUUUAAACAGCAUUUUUCCUUUUGUUUCAUGGAGUCAAGGUGAGUGUAAAAAUAGUAUGAGUGAUACUGUCCAGGAAACAUUUGAGAAAUUUCUGGGCAUUUUAAAUCUGUGGAUAAGCACUGUGAUUUAUAUCAUUUUACUUGGAUAUGGUAAAUGUUAUCAUUCAAAGUAGCACUUAGGAUUUACAGUUCUCUUUUUAUAACUCUCUGGAAUUGAGAAUAAUCACUGUUAAUAAAGCAAUUGCCAAGCAAAUAUGUAAUGAAAGAACAAAUGUAUUUCUUCAACAUUAAUAGAGUCAAAAAUCCUGGAGAUGGACUUAAGUGCACAGUAGGUCUAUGUUAAAGUGUUUAAAAUAAAACCCACAAUAUCAGAAAAAUAAGACAAAAAGCAGUAAGUAUUAAAAGCUCUAUAAUGGAAUUAACCCAGGGGUGCCUUCUAGGGGCAGCCCAAAGGAUAAUGGGGCUGGGAUUAGGGCUAACAGAGUUGUGAGCGAUGUAAUUGUUAUUACUCCAGCCUCAAAAAUAUACUGUUCCCAGCAAGCACUAAUUAUUCUGCACAACAUUCCUGGAAGGAAGGUGAGCAGUUUAUGAGGCAUCUUCAUUAUAAAGUGAAAGGAGAAGAUUGGAUCAAAUGCCCCUUAGUGCCCUCUCCUGCUCUGCCACUCUGUGGAUCUCAGCAUUUACAUAUCCAGGGUUCCUAUGGGAUAGCCUUUGCUGUCAGUCAGUUUCCUUUCUACAGGUCAGGAAGGAAAGAAGUUGUUGGUACUCCUUAGGUGAAUCAGGGCUUCAGGCUCCUGCUGGAUCUUGCAGGACCUGCCUGGAUCACUCCCCAUAUCUUUGGACAGAGCAUUCAGUCACUGAAUGAGUAGGGUAUCUAUAAAACUGAAUCUGUGGGGCAGGGGGGACAGGAGGUAUGUGGGAAACUUGUGUACUUUCUGCUCAGUGUUACUGUGAACCUAAAACUGCUCUUUAAAAUAAAGUUUAUUAAUUAAAAAAAUUAAAUACCAACAGUAUGGCAAUUCCUCAAAAAAAAAAAAAAUUAAACAGGAUUAUCAAGUGAUCCAGCAAAUUCCACAUCUGGGUAUAUACCAAAAGAAGUGAAAGCAGGGAUUUGAGCAGAUGGAUGUAUGUAUACCCAUGUUCAUAGCAGCAUAUUUCACAGUAGCCAGAAGUGGAAGCAACCCAGGUGUCCAUCAACAGAUGAAUGGAUAAACAAAAUGUGGUAUGUAUUAAUACAUACAAUGAAAUAUUAUUCAACCUUUAAAAAGAUGAAAUUCUGACACAUGCUACCAUGUGGAGGAACCCUGAAGAUGCUAAGUGAAAUAAGCCAAACACAAAAAGGCAAAUAUUAAAUAUCCUUUUAUAUGCGGUACCCAACUGUCAGAUUUACAGAGUCAGAAGGUAGAAUGGUAGUUGCCAGGAAAUAGGAGAAUGGAAAAAUUGAAAGUUGUUGUUCAGUUGAUAUUAAGUAUCAGUUUGGAAAGAUUGGAGAGUUCUGGAGAUGAAUGAUGAUGAUGGUUGCACAGCAAUGUUACUGUAUUUGAUGCCACUGAAAUGCACACUUAAAAAUGGGUACAAUGGUAAAUUUUAUGUUGUAUAUAUUUUACUAUAAUUUUUUGAAACUUCCUUCUAAGAAUGCUGUGCAGAAUCACUAGCUAGUGCCUGAUAGGGAUGUUGCAGUUUGUGAGGGUGCAGGAAGAACAGAUCACUAUGUCCCUCACACCUCCGUCAUCCCUGUUACCCUUUGGGCAGCCUUUAGAAGACAACAAAGGUAAGGCAUCCACUGAAGAGUGCUUCAGUCCCAGGAAGGAGUUUCCUAUCAGAGUAAGGGCACAAUUGUCAGAAGCCAUCAAGGGAAUUUGCCUUAAACAACUGUGAUCUCUACCAAAACGCCAUUUACACAUGUAGAAGACCUGUUUCACUGGGGAGGAGGAAAGCAUGGGCUACCCACACUCCAGCAGUGGGGCUGCUCCAGUUCCUCCAGAUGGGCGUUCGUAAACCAGUCUACGCACAGAGCACUGAUAUGGGGAGAGUCCAGGAGCUGUGUGCCUGACUGUGGCUCCUGAAGGGUCUUAAUCAGCGAAGGUGGACAUGUAGACAGGAACCAGGGAAUGCAGACUUGCCAUAGAUUCAAGCACAGUAGAAAAUGAAAGCUUUGAGAGGAAAUCCACAGAGGGUUGUUCUCCCGCUGUAAGGCCUAUGAUUAUUAUGAUGCCUGUUUUACAUUCUCCAAGUGAAGCAGGAUUUAUCGCCCUAUCACCAAAUCUCUGUCCUUAUGGGCAUUAUUGUACCCAUAAGUCACAGGCAGGUUAGUGAGUGACCCAUAGGCCUAUGAAGAACACACAGGAUGGAGUUCACUAGGUUAGUCCAUUGUGCCCUACUGUUUUUGGCUUUUGCCUUUUAUUCUACAUUUCUAGAAAUUUGGCCUUGAAGAACAAUCAACAGUUUUAUAAGGCCCAGUAGCCAUACUUUAUUAGGUCUUCUUUACUACCUUUAUGCCCUUACCCUAGGGCUGACCAGCAAUUAGAGUUCUUAUAGAGCUGUAUAUAAGGAUCCAUGGUUUCAAAAAGCUCAGAAACUGUUGUCCUAAAUUAUCCUACUUUCUCCUUAAGAUACCAGUAUGUAUAUAUUGUCUAUUACAGAGGCUCUAUAGCAGAACCAUCAUGUAUAAUUUGGCUUAAAGAAAAGGUGUAACUGAAAAGAGGUAAAAUGAAUUUGUUAAAGUAAAAUAUAUAUAAAUUAGUCCACUCAUUCUCAUGCCAGACUUUCCAAACUGGCUUAGAAAGAAAAUCAUCAUGCUUUUCACUUAGGUAUUGGAAAACAGGGCAAAGGAAAAGAGGUUUCUGAGUCAGUUGCCAUGGGGAGCUGCUGAGAUACCAAAAAAAAAAAAAAUACUGGAAUUAAAGGUUUUUGUAGAAAAGAAAAUUCAGGUCAGCAAGUCUAAGAGAGAGGAAAGUAAGAGCUUAUUCAUUUUUGACAUCCACCCUAAGCUUGAGUUGAAAGGGCAUGGAUAUGGAAUCUAAUCAAAAUAAAUUCCACCCCAUGAGUUCACGGACCAUAAUUUUUGAUAGACACACUGAAACAGAUUUUCCCCAGAGAAGACCAUCAAACCAGCAGCCACCUAGACAAAAUGACAUAAGAUAAAGAAGACCAAAGACAGACCCAGCAGGAUCUCCUUGUCUCCUUGUGUCAUCAUUCCCAGGAAUCAGAUGUGUCUGGUUCCAGACAUUAAUUUGGUGUUUACUGGUGGCUUUUAUACCUGGGUCCCAACUAGCCAGAACCCUAAAUUAGCUAACCUUUUUUGUACUUCCCCACCCCCUCCCUAUCCCUCCCACACACCCCACCCUACCGCACACACCACACUUCCCUUUUUCAGUGAUGAAGAAAACAAGAUAGCUCUGGUUUUGAGUCAAGGUGGGGUGUAAACCCUGGAGGAUACUUGUAGCUGAUGACACUGACCUGCUGAAUCAUUGAGAAUAGUUAGAUGUUUUACAAAGAGGAAAAGAAACUGCUUUGGAAAACCUUCAACAAAAAGCAUUUUCUAAUUGUCAAGUUACCAGAAAAAUCAAAAUAAUAAAAACAAUCUUGUCCUCAAAAAGUCUAAUCAACUGAGGUUUUGGUGUACCUAUUUCCAUGCUUUAAUAAUAAUCUAAAAAUGUUGACUAAAACUAGAACAAUAUUCCAUUCAUUUUUAUUCUUCUUGAGAAACUGCAAGUUUUGGCUUUUACCACCUUUCCAGUGACAGAGGUUAAAUGUUAAAUGUUCUGUUUUAUGUUAAGCAGUCUGAAAGUUUUGAUAUUACUUGUUUUAAAACUAAUAUAUGAUUUAUGAACCUGUGUCUUUAGCUCCUAUAGUCAUUGGGAACCAACGGCAUACUUUUGAAGCCAAUUCUGUUUCUUUUUUUUUAAAAAGAACCUAUGAUAAGAUUAUUUGUAGCAUUCCAUUUCAGAAUCAGAUUAUGUUCACUCAAGAGAUCAUUGAAAUUAAUUUUCUUUCUCUACUAAUGGUACAGAGAGGAGUGAUGUUGCCAGCAUGGUUAUAUACAUUAAUAUAUAAAUCAAAAAUUCCAAAUGGUAAUUCCCUGUGAGUCAUGAGUCUCCAAAUAGACUAAUCUAUGUUUUAUUAUAAAGCUACCUACUCAGUGACAUCACUUGUAGCAUAAAUGGUUUAUCAGUUUAAUAGUUUCCAAUCUGUUGAAUUUUAAGAAAUGGUUUGUGUGCUCUUUUUUGGAUGCACCUGUCACUAGUGAAAUGACGCCUAUCUCUGAGCUCUGAUUUAACCCAAGGUAUUGCAGUAUGUUUUUCCAAGGAUGUCCCAUUAGAUAGAUCUUGUAAAAGUGCGGCGCCUGCAGCCUUGUGGCAGCUGAAAGGUGCACAGACAGUGUGUCGUGAGGAGGAAAAGCACUUCUGCUCUUCUGCCCCAGAACAGUAUUUACCAAGCUUUACAGGAUAGCAAGAUUUUUAGAUAGAGUCCUUGCAGUGCUUAACUAGAAGCUAUAAUCUGUUGUUUCUAGUAGAUUUUUCCUGUGUUCUUGCCUUAUUUGUCAUUCAGAUUAGUAUGCUGGUUUCUUGAUUUCUUGACAGGAAGUGUCAGAAAUUUAUUGAUGAAAUGUUCUUAAUUUCUAGACAGAACCAGAAUCAGAAAGUAAUUGCUUCCUUUUAUCUAAACAGAAGUAGCUUUGUUAGCUUUCCUUAUAUCAAAGUGAUACAUUUAUUCUGCAUAAUUUAUAAAAUAACAGAAAAUUGAAUAAAAGUAGAGAUAAAUUACCUAUAAUCUGGCUGCCCAAUAUAACCUGCCUGUUAACUCAUACUUUUGUGUAUUUUUCCAGACUUUUUUCAACUGAUUAACUAAUUCCAAAUUUACAAGCAGUACUCUGGACUGAUUACAUCCUACAGGCUGGUGGCACUUAGGAAUGAUGACUUUAAAUAUCAUCUUAUAGGACAGUGAUCUACUUGUUGCUUAUUUUUCUCCCUUCUAAUUAUAUUAAUCAGCUCUUAUAAGGACAGACACCUGUGUGGACUCACCAGUAUCUUUAUCAGGUGGAAAUUCCUAUCAGCCAGUGUUUUCAUUUCUACCUUCUGUCAAUCAAAAUGAUACUGAGUGGCCCUGUAAGAUCUUAGUGGGCCUCUGGAGUUAUGUACAAAGUGGUUUUGGUAUUAGGUCAACUGAUUGUUCUGAUGAUUUAAAAAUUAGUAAUCACUGUACUAUAAGGCAGUUUGCCAGAAAUGGGAAAGGUUGAGUUAGCUAGAUCCUCCCAUUCCCCAAUCACAAUCCAAACACUGUGGACUCCAAUCAAAUUCUGAUUUUAUAAUUUUGGUCACAAAAUUUCAUUCAAAUAUUAUAUGCCUUCUUGUGCGGUGAACAGAGUUUUCCUUUAACUAUGCAUUCUUUAUCCCCCUUCAAAGAUGCAUCUAUUUAGAUUUCUAUGGUGUGAUUUUAUAGCUCCUUGAGGUGUGCUGGCAUCCCUGUGCUUUGAAUUUGGAGAGUACUAGGCCUUUGGAUUAGGACGAAUCCUAACACUUGGUCAAGGUUAGGAAAGGCUUUGAGCGCUGAAAGAAAACCAAGGUAAAAUUUAAGGAAUUGUUAAAGGACUCAUCUGAGAAAUGUUAUAGAAUUGUCAUCCACAAACCUUAUGUCAGUGGAAUAGGAAGUAUUUAUUAAGCAGCUGCUAGAAGAGAUUUUGUUUAUAAAGAAAAAGCCUGUCUUUGACAUUGGUUAUAUCUAGGUCUGAUCAUCCCCUUUACAGGACUCUUAAGUUCCUUGAAAGCAGUGACUUUGAGAGCAUCCCUUCAUAUCCUCUGUGUCCUUGCAUCUAAUAGGGACUCAGUGUGUAUUGAACUGAUAUUUCUGUGGCUCUUCAGUGACAGAUGAAUGAAUGUGCUCAAUUCAGGUAACUACAUUUGACCUUCUUCCUACAGCAGUUGAAGGGUGCUUGGGUAGCAGCCACAAUUGUGUUGAAUGCCCUGGUUGGGUACAGGUGUAGGGAAGUGGUAUACAGUACUUUGAUCCUCCCUUGGAGAAGGAGAUGCUAAUGUGGAUAAUGAGAAUUUGGUUAUCUUUAGUUUCAAUUUGGCCGCCCUCCUUCACUGAGUCACAGUGCUCACUUGUUUAGUGAUGGUCAUGUCAUUUAAGCCUGAGACUGUCCCUCACACUGUUUAUGACAUUGGAUCUGAAUUUCCCAUUACAUAAACAUUGAGUAUUUGUCAUAUAUAUUCAAGAACACGCUAAAAGUUAGUUGGCUUUGUAGUUGACAUUGAGAUUAACUUUCUCUAACCUAAACCAGUGAAAACUAAAAUGCUCCUCACCACAUAAAAGUUUUGCUUUCGCUGUGUUCAGACCCCUCCUACCUUGUCACAGCACAGUCAUUUGGAGUCUGAUUUGGGGGCGGUGUGGUUGUCUCAGUGGCGUAUGACCCACUUUGUGUAAUACUUAAUUGCCUGUGUUUUUACAACACAAGUCAGAAGUUCUGACGAUAGUGGACUAUCACCCAAAAAAGAUUUUCUGAGACAUCUCAUCAGAGCUGCUCGAGUACUGCGCAUCAACUGAAGACGGUGUUAGCUCUGCAGGGUGUGUGCUAACUAUCAGACGAUGACAGAACAUUUCCUCUAGUUUCUGGAUAAUGAGCAGGCACACAGGGUGUGAACGGCAUGUCUGUGGAUGAGAAGCCUGACUCCCCCAUGUAUGUGUAUGAGUCCACAGUUCACUGCACCAACAUCCUCCUGGGCCUCAAUGACCAGCGGAAAAAGGAUAUUCUCUGUGACGUGACUUUGAUCGUGGAGAGGAAGGAGUUCCGGGCCCACCGGGCUGUGCUGGCCGCAUGCAGUGAAUACUUUUGGCAGGCGCUGGUCGGACAGACAAAAAAUGACUUGGUGGUCAGCUUGCCUGAGGAGGUCACGGCCAGGGGCUUUGGGCCGCUGUUACAGUUUGCCUACACUGCCAAGCUGUUACUCAGCAGAGAAAACAUCCGUGAGGUCAUCCGCUGUGCUGAGUUCCUGCGCAUGCACAACCUGGAGGACUCUUGCUUCAGCUUCCUGCAGACCCAGCUCCUGAACAGCGAGGAUGGCCUGUUUGUGUGCCGGAAGGAUGCUGCAUGCCAGCGCCCACAUGAAGACCGCGCGGACCGUGAGAACUCUGCAGGAGAGGAAGAGGAAGAGGAGGAGGAAACAAUGGAUUCAGAGACAGCCAAAAUGGCUUGCCCCAGGGACCAGAUGCUUCCAGAGCCCAUCAGCUUUGAGGCCACUGCCAUCCCCGUAGCAGAAAAGGAAGAAGCCCUGCUGCCCGAGCCUGACGUGCCCACAGACACCAAGGAGAGCUCAGAAAAGGACGCAUUGAUGCAGUACCCCAGAUACAAGAAAUACCAGCUUGCAUGUACCAAGAAUGUCUAUAAUGCAUCAUCACACAGUACCUCAGGUUUUGCAAGCACAAACGGGGAAGAUAACUCUAGCAACAGCCUCAAGUCGGGUCUUUCCAUGGGGCAGAUUAAAAGUGAGCCGCCCAGUGAAGAGAAUGAGGAAGACAGCAUCACGCUCUGCCUGUCUGGAGAUGAGCCUGAUGCGAAGGACAGAGCGGGGGAUGUCGAGAUGGACCGGAAACAGCCCAGCCCUGCCCCUACCCCUACGGCCCCAGUCGCAGCCGCCUGCCUGGAACGAUCCAGGAGCGUGGCCUCACCCUCCUGCUUGAGGUCUCUGUUCAGCAUAACAAAAAGUGUGGAGCUGUCUGGACUGCCCAGUACAUCUCAGCAGCACUUUGCCAGGAGUCCAGCGUGCCCUUUUGACAAGGGGAUCACUCAGGGUGACCUUAAAACUGACUAUACCCCUUUCACAGGGAAUUAUGGACAGCCCCACGUGGGCCAGAAGGAAGUAUCCAACUUCACCAUGGGGUCGCCCCUCAGGGGGCCUGGGUUGGAGGCUCUCUGUAAACAGGAGGGAGAGCUGGACCGGAGGAGUGUGAUCUUCUCCUCCAGUGCUUGUGACCAAGUGAGCACCUCGGUGCAUUCGUAUUCUGGGGUGAGCAGUUUGGACAAAGACCUCUCUGAGCCGGUGCCAAAGGGUCUGUGGGUGGGAGUUGGCCAGUCCCUCCCCAGCUCACAGGCCUACUCCCAUGGGCUGAUGGCCGACCACUUGCCAGGAAGGAUGAGGCCCAACACCAGCUGCCCGGUGCCAAUCAAAGUCUGCCCUCGCUCACCCCCGUUGGAGACCAGAACCAGGACUUCCAGCUCCUGCUCCUCCUAUUCCUAUGCAGAGGAUGGGAGCGGGGGCUCGCCCUGCAGCCUCCCUCUCUGUGAGUUCUCCUCCUCACCCUGUUCCCAGGGAGCCAGAUUCCUUGCCACAGAACAUCAGGAACCAGGCCUGAUGGGAGAUGGAAUGUACAACCAAGUGCGGCCCCAAAUUAAAUGUGAGCAGUCUUACGGAACCAACUCCAGUGACGAGUCUGGAUCAUUCUCGGAAGCAGACAGUGAGUCGUGUCCUGUGCAGGACAGGGGCCAGGAGGUAAAACUUCCUUUUCCUGUAGAUCAGAUCACAGAUCUUCCAAGGAAUGAUUUCCAGAUGAUGAUUAAGAUGCACAAGCUAACCUCAGAACAGUUAGAGUUCAUUCAUGAUGUCCGACGGCGCAGCAAGAACCGCAUCGCGGCCCAGCGCUGCCGCAAGAGAAAACUGGACUGUAUUCAGAAUUUAGAAUGUGAAAUCCGCAAAUUGGUAUGUGAGAAAGAGAAACUGUUGUCAGAGAGGAAUCAGCUGAAAGCAUGCAUGGGGGAACUGCUGGACAACUUCUCCUGCCUUUCCCAGGAAGUCUGCCGAGACAUCCAGAGCCCCGAGCAGAUCCAGGCCCUGCAUCGGUAUUGCCCUGUCCUCAGACCCAUAGACCUGCCCACAGCCUCCAGUGUUAACCCUGCACCUCUGGGUGUCGAGCAGAACCUUGCAGCCUCCCAGUGCGCAGUGGGUGAAAAUGUGCCCUGCUGCUUGGAGCCAGGUACGGCUCCCCCUGGACCACCCUGGGCACCCAGCAACACCUCCGAGAAUUGUACCUCUGGGAGGAGGCUAGAAGGCACUGACCCGGGAGCCUUUUCUGAGAGAGGACCUCCUCUUGAACCCAGGAGCCAAACAGUGACCGUGGACUUCUGCCAGGAAAUGACUGAUAAGUGUACAACUGACGAACAGCCCAGGAAAGAUUAUACCUAGUGACUCGGCUCUGCCUCCCAGUCCGCACACCUCUCCCACCCAGGCGUUCUUCAGUCGGCCUGUGGCACUGUUCAUCUGCUGUCCCGAAGAAACCGAAAACACAUUUGGUGCACACUACAGCGGUCUUAGCAGCAAUACUGUUCCGAAGUAUUCUCUCCUCUUCUCGAGCAGAAGUGAUAGAUAGUUACCUUCACAAUGGUGCUACCCCUUGCCCAGGCAAGGAAAGACAGCAGUAAUGACACUGUCUGUCUGUGGCUCAAUUUCAGUCUUCACAGGGAUAGACUACAACACCUCUAGGCCCCAACCACGGAUUUUUUUUCUCAGUGGCCCAUGUCACAAACCCUAUCUCAGGAAUUUCUUCUGAAUGUUCAAUUUUUUUCAUUGAAGACAGCUUCUAUACACAUCAAAGUUUUAUAGCUAGACUGUACAUAUUAUAUAUAAUAUAUAUAAAAUAUAUAUAUAUCCAUAUGCAAAAGUCCUGCAUGCCUCAACUUUCUCAUCCUAAAACUGGAAACUUCAUUUCUCAUUUAGAAACAGGUUCCAACAUUCCUCUUGUUUUGUCUCUGAUGCUAGAACUAGUUUGGUAACUGUUAACAUGGUCAUUUUUCUUGCUUCACAGUUCGAUUUUCAAUUUGUACUUAUUUAUGGACAAAAUUCAGUGUUGGAAGCUUUUUCCCAAGAUUUUAUUUCAGCUCUUUUUUACGUUUGGUUUGAUUUUGGCACCGCCAGAUGGUGUCAUUUGAGCAUUGUGGGUUUCUUUUUUGUUUGUUUGGUGGGGGGGUAGGGGAGGUGGUUAUUUUUUUUCUUUUUCCUUGCAGAUACUGUACAGUAAUGGUCAACUUUACCACUUGCACUGAGUUUUGGGUCAAACCUAUUUUCUUAAAUGAAGUUGUAACUUCAGUAUAACUCAAGUAUACUGUAUAUUCUUUGCUUUUAGUUAAAAAAGUAAAACAUUUUAGCUAAUUAAAAAGCACUCAGGUGAUAAUUAUGUAGGAAAAACAAUCUUGCCAAAUAACGAAUUCAUCCUAGGAUGUGUAGACAAUAAUCUGCUUGAAUAUUUUUAUAUUUCACCUCCUCCCCACCUUUCCCUAAGCAAAGUUUAAAUGCAGAUAGAGAGUUCAGAGUUGAUGCUGGAUGUUCAGAUUCCUAAGUGGGGAGAGAGUUUGGACAUCUCACUCAAAAGUACAUCAGAAAAACAGGAAUCCAUGAUAUUAUACCAGAACUCAUCAGACAUUGGCUCCUAAAAAUCAAGUUAGAGCUGUUUUCACCCAGGGAGUAAGUCCCAUUCAUUUCAACACAUCCUGAGGCCUCGGCUUGCUCUCGGAAGUGUUGUGCAGUAGGACCUGCUCCCCUGAAGGACGGGGCCAACCUGCCACCGGCUUUACUGCCCAGGCUUGGCCUCCCAGGACAUCUGGCCUGCGGGGAUUUGAAUUGCAGCCCCAAAGGUCCUGCCUUCACACCGUUGGGGGAGAGCAGAGCAUCCUGGCACCUGCGAUCCAUCCCUGACACAGGCUGACACAUUUUUUCUCCUUUCCUUCUCCAAAGGCUUCGAGUUGUCUUCUGAGCUUUUUCUGCCAGUCUUGUCUGAAGGCAGACUUCAUUCUGAAGCUUUGGACAGGCUAUCACCGAGAGCCCUCCCUCUUCCCUUCCCGAAUCACACACAUACCCUACCCUCACCUGAUGAUAAUUUUCUCUUCUUGCUGCAAAACUGGUUGGCUUGCAACCCAGAGAGAGCAGCUUCCCUUGGCUCUGGGGGCGUGUUGGCCCCAGCCACGUUUACAGGAAGGUGUGCCCCAGAGGAGGAGGAAUCAGCUCCCUCGCUCCAGUGGCCUUGGGUCCGGGUCUCACUGAACAGCCCGAGGGCCACUCCAGCCUGGCUGGGGAAGAGUCCUGAACGGUUUGAUGUGGGGAUGGGGUGGUGGGCAGUGGGGAAUAGAUGGUUGACUUUGUUUCUUUAUUUGUGCCAUUGUUUGGACAAUAUUAAAGCUGCAUGUAAAAGGGGAAAUUAGUAUAUGAUAUAGGCGAAAAGUGAAAUCAUAGUAACAUAUGUUUUAGUAUUAACUUUUUUCUGUACAAAUAUUAGCACUAAAUGUUUAAAUAUGUAUGAAUGCCAGAAAUUUGUCAGUUCAUGCAGUAGGAUAAAAAAAAAAAAAAAAAAAAAGACUUUUCUUUUUAAACGGUUCCACUUUUAAAACCUGCCUCUGGGUUUUUGUUUUUUCUCAUGUGUGUAUGUGUGUGUGUGUGUGUGUGUGCUUGUCUGAAACAGACCUUGAUAAAGCUCUGUUGGAGCUGCUGGUUUUCGUUAUGGUUGUUGGAAUUUCUUGGCCUAGUAGGACAGUUCUGUGCUUCACUGUGAGGUUUGCCUUUGUGGAAAACUGAUGACAGCGAGAAUAUAAACUCAAUGUGAAUCAUGUGAUACUUCAGAGGCAUGUGUUAUGUUGGAGUCAGCUGACAGUAUUUUGUUUUUUAACUCUGUUGUUGCCUUUUCAAGUGACCUCUUCUCUUCUUUUAAAGAAAGAACACUUUCUGCUCAUAUCAUAACCAGAUCCAACCCAGCUUCUUGGCAUGAUUUACCCUGGUAUCAACUCUUGUGCAACUGGUAGUCUUGACCACAUUCCAUCUGCUUCCCCAGGUUUCUGUGGUUCAGUAGCCCAGACCUGUUUGGCAGCCAUUUCUGUUGGUGCAGGGUCUCUUUUUGUUGUUUUUUGUUUAAGUCCCCCAGUUUAUUGCAUUUUGUUAUAGCAUCCUGAGCAGAAUUAUACACCAUCUUUACCAUCUUAAUCACAUGUCAUCUUAAUUAUUUUCAGCUUACAGUUCUUUUGCAUUAAGUAUAUUUACAGUGUCAUACUACCAUUACUGCCUUCCGUCUCCAGAAUUUUUUGGAACCUAAAAAUCUUUCAAACCUAAAACACUGUACCUAUGAAACAGUAACUCCUCAUUCUCCUAUAUCCCAAACCCUGAAAACUGCCAUUCUACUUUUCGUCCCCAUUAAUUAGAUUACUUUAGAUACAUUAUAUGAGUGGAAUUAGGUGUACUUGUCAUUCUAAGAUUGACUUAAAGUACACGGAUACCAUAUAUGUAUCAGAAUUUCCAUUUUUUAUAAGGGUCUCUUUAUUUCUCUCCACCAUAACUCAGACCUUACCCUCCUCCCCCAGACCCCUGCCUUGCUUUUCUCCCUCUUUCCCCUACCUAACUCCUGCCAUGGGAACUGGUUAAAAACAUUGCUCUCAAAACCAUCUUCCAAUUUCAUGGGGAUUUCUAACAAGUUAUUUCCUUCAUUAUCCACUAUGAACAGUGACUAGCUUUGUGCAAUUGUUCAUGUGAUAUAUGUGUGUCUUUUCCUAUUCAGAACUAAGUGCUUGUCGCAAUUAUUUCUUGGUUGAUUCAAAGGGAGGACUUGCUGGGGACCAGAAUCCAAAUGGCCUCAAGUGGAAUUUUAAAAACCAGCCUGUCUCUUUUCCGUGGGAUCCCUUAGUCAACCCCACACCUUUUAUGAACAAACAGCAAGGAAGAGUGUUUGUACAGUAUAAUGACAUUUGGUUGUGUUUUUAAGGUUAUUUUCUUACAAAAAUAAGAGACCCUCCAACCACGGGCUGUUUUGAAGGAUGCUUGUGACAUUCUGCUUGGGUCUUCAAAUGGUGAGGAUAGGAAUGGUGGGGCAGAGCCAGUGGAGGUGACUAAUGAGCAUCCCACCUAAAUCCAGUCCUCCCCUUGGAUCCGCCUUUGUCCUGCUUGUGUCUCCAGGCAACCUCUUCAAGUUGGUCAGGCUUUGGGCAGGUGAGUGCUUUGUUGUAUGUGUUUGUUUCUCUGAGUUAUCUAGGGGUGCCUUGAUUAAAAUCGAACUUUAUUACAUACUGAUUCUGGAACAAAACAGUUAGAAAAUCUUUAAAAAAAAAAAAAGCCAACAAAGUUACUAGGCCAUCCUGCUACUUCUCUUCUGAGUUCCCAGCAAUGACUCAGGCGUCAGAGGUGAUGCUGCGGUGGAAAACCUGACUGUGUGUGUCUGCUCCUGUAUGUUGUGCGAGUAAUUUAUUAACUGUCUUUCUAAAGGUUUGCUGCUUUUCAGAUGCACUAUAAUUUGGGAUGUAAUCCUUAUAUUGCUUUUCCAAGGAACUUAAAAAAAAAAAAAAAAAAGCCUAGUGAUUAGUAUGCCAACUGCCACUCUCCUUCAAAAGGAGCCAGGACCAGCAACGACUUUCGAGAGAGGACUGGCUCAAGUGAAGUGCGCACAGUGUGAAGUUUAACGCUGUUGUCAAGAGGCCUAAACACACAUUUUUUUAAAAUAUUUAUGAUUGCCAUCAAAGAAGAAGAAAAAGAAGAAACAGGGGAAGGUUUGAAAAUGAUAAGCCUGUUGAGAAACCAAAAGUCCUGUCCCGUGAAGCUGCUUGACAUCCUGUGGAGUAGCAUAAUCCUCUCAAGUUGAGGAAGAGCUGCCUGCAAAGCUUUCUCAAGUCCCUGUUUGACUACCUGUUUCUCUACAUAAUGCCCCGUUUAAACUAGGAGCUGUUUUAGAAAUGACUUCAAACUGCUCCACUGUUGCUUACAGUUUAAGAGGAAUUUCAGAUUCAGAAGGGAGCAAGAAUCAAAUUUAGCCCUCAAAUCACUGUAAAUAAAGAACAAAAGGUUUUUUUGUUUUUAUUUUUACUUUUGAAGAAUAAAGCUGUUUGUUGUAUCAUGAGUUAGUGUUUCUUCCCCAAAUUGAAGACUGUGUUGGAAGUUGAUUUCUGGUGAGUCAGUCCACGAUACAAUGCCCUGUAUGGAGUUGAUAUUCAUAUGGGAAGUCUGUGUGCAUGAGGCAUUCUGUGUUGAAAGUGUAUGUUUAUCGUACUGCCCGAGCCAUCUCAUGACCCCAGCAUCCAAAACCGAUGCUGUAGAACAGAAUAUAUUUGUACACAAAUGGUGUGUGCAAAUAGGAUUUGUACAUAGAAAAGACUUACUGUGGCAGAUUGAAGAUAAAUUAUUCAACUGACGGUGCAAAAACAUUACUUGCAAAGAAAAGUAAGUUUAUAGUAUUUUCCUACACUCUACCCUGGGAAAUGAUAUUUAUAUCAGAUGAAUAUCAGUGCAUUUUAAAUGUAAUUUGAAAACAAUGCUGCCAUUUUGUGAAGAAUACCCACUUGGUUGCAGAGGCCAACUUUCAUAGCUUUGAUUUAAUGUUGUGACAUGGUGUUAUGCAUUUCGCUGUCAAGCAAUGGAUAAACAACUCUGACCUUCAUUCUCAUUCCAGUUUAUUGACCUCAGAUAAAACACUGGCCCUUCUUAGAAGCAGAAGUGCACCAAGACCAUUCAUUUCAGGUAGACUCACAUUCAGUGCCAAGUGCUCCCAUGGGAAUAAUCAGACGCAUAUGUUGGGAAAGAGUGAAGGGACAUGGACAAAGAGGGGUUUUCCUACAGAUGGAUGCUAAGUCUUCUACCAAAACAUGUCUGGAGGCAGAGGUAUGACCUCCCCCUUAAGUCCUAACAAUGUAUUUUGCGUGUACAAAACCUGGGAUGCCCGUUCACGCUCUGACACAAAGACAUGGCACUUCUAGUGAGUGAUCAGGAAGAUUCCACAUGCAUUUGGGAGCUUCAGGUGCUUGUUAGACACAUUGAGCCAUUCAAGGCAAGCACCACCUUUGCUUGUGAGGCCAAGAGGGCCUGUGACAAUUUGUUCCAGAACCAGUCUGAUACAAGUGCACCUCUAAUAUAUGCCUUACAAACUCCAGAGGCCAUAUUCAAAACAGGGUCUUCUCAGUGUAUGCAAGGGGCUGCAGCCCCUCUUCUCUUCCUCCCCAGGUUGAACAAUACGGACAGUUUUCACACAUAUCUACCUGUAUAACCCUCUGUACCUCUCAUAACUGGUCAACGACUGUAACAGGUUACAUCAGGUGUUUUUCUACAUACUUUUUACACAGAUUCUAUGCGAUUAAUGUAACUUAAUUCAAUGCAUCAUUUUAUUGUACUAGUUCUUAGGCCUGUCCUUAUUUUUUUCUAAGUGAUUGUGGUUUUUCUUGUGGUUUUGUAAAAAUGAAAGGCUGUUGAUGCUUAUUCUCUGUAACUAAGAAUUUUUACCUUUUGGGGGAAAAAAAAGCAUUGCUAUGAACUAAUGAAUUGAAACUUCAUUUACUCAUUGUAAAUACACUAUUGUGCAAAAAAAAAUUUUUUCACUCAAUUGAAUUGCUAGUGUUAACUGAAUUUUGUCUAGACACCAUUUCUGUUGAUGAAAUAAAGACAUAUCAUUAUGCAUUGUAAACUGA
Molecule: messenger RNA, 17584 nt
Organism: Sapajus apella (tufted capuchin)
Lineage: Eukaryota; Metazoa; Chordata; Mammalia; Primates; Cebidae
Gene: BACH2
Product: BTB domain and CNC homolog 2
Exons: 7
Coding region: 8817-11348 (843 amino acids)
Biological process (GO): regulation of transcription by RNA polymerase II
Molecular function (GO): DNA-binding transcription factor activity, RNA polymerase II-specific; RNA polymerase II cis-regulatory region sequence-specific DNA binding; protein binding
Source: RefSeq, a predicted model, not a curated record